GGAACUUCCCAUCAGUCAUCGUGCUGGGGAGGUGGAGAUUGGCUAAGGAAGUGUUUAUAGAGCAAAGGCAGAUAUAUCCUAAUGGCAUAAACUGUUUCACCUAAAAUCCUGAUGGCUGUAGCGGAGUAUGAUGCAGCGCAUGACCGCAUGGAUGAAUUUGCUGUGCCUCGAGGAUCGGAAAAAGAGCUUCGGGACCAACAUCCUCAUGUCGAGAGAAUAUUUGGAGUCACAAUGAACAUCUCAGUUCUUAGUGAAGAUCCCUUAUCCCUGCAAUCAGCUGGACAGCAGCAGAUGUGGGUUCAGCUUCAAGGCGACAAAAGAAACAUAAUAAAGGCCAAGGAUUAUAUUAAAGGAUUAUGCACCCCAGAGUUAAUUGAAGAUUUGGGCUACCAACGAGAAAUGCAUUGUAUUUUUGUAGGGGCAAGAGGUCUUUUCCUUGACUGUUUAAUUCGAGCCACUUCAGCGUGUGUGAAACCACAAACUCCUGGUCGUAUCAGAAUCUCUGGCCUGGUAGAACAAGUGGUAAUGGCCCAAAGUCGGAUUCAUAUUUUCCUAGAUGAAAAUACAUCUAAAAUAGUUGACCAAGAAGUUUCCAUAAAAAGGAAUUUUAAAGAUUUGGUGGAGAAGCAUAAUGACCAGCAUUCCCUGGACCUUCUAAUACUCCCAACUUCCAUAAAGGAACAGAUAUUAUUGCUAGUGGAAGAGGACAAAGAUCUAAGAGUAAAACAGCCAAUAACCCAUGAGAGGAUACCUAUACAAACUUUAGACACAACAAUGACCAAACAGCCCUUCUUUACUGCACCUGUAAAGUUCCAAGAUCCAGACUUUACGAGUGGAACAUCUCAACCAAUGCAUACAUCUAAAUUAAAGUCCACUAAUAGAAUUUUGUGCCAUAGGGCCUCUGAGCCACGUGUACUGACGACUGAUAGCACAUGGGAUAACAGCAGACAGCCAGUGCAGCCAAGUAACUACAAGAGAGCUACUGUGGAGGUAAACAAGGCCUACAUCUGUAGUCAACACGAAGAGAAGCCUACAGUGAGUAAAAAAGUGGAACUAUUAGAUGAUGAAUAUGAAGAUGAUGAGUUCAAGCAGAUUUCCGGAUUACUUGAUACCAUAAUGGGAAGGGAUGAGAGAGAACCAGGCUCCCAAGCACACUUUUCUUUGGGUACUCAAAAAGAAUUUAACAUGCUUUUAGACUUUUUUAAGACAAUGGGUUAUCAUGAAUCUGUUGUUCUUAAAGUCCUGCAUGAAAAUGGGAUCCAGGAACCAUCUGAGAUACUUGACAAAGUUAACAUGGAGCAAUCUAGCCAUGAUCAGCUUAUGAGUAAAAAUCCCAGGCCUUCAACGUUAAAAGGAAUAUCACAAACCCUUUCCAACAAUGAUGAUGAUCAUCAUGAUGAAUUUGUUCUAGAAGUGAUGAAGUCUGCUGCCAAGAAUUGUGGCUAUUCACCCAGUGAAAUUGUAGACAUUGGGGAUGGUUCUGUGACUGGACUGCUUAGGAAAUUAAAUGAAAAAAACAAUUCUGAGGAUUUACUGACUUCUAAAGCUCAAGGAAAAGGCCAACAGCAACAGGACUUAUGGGUUCAGCAGAAUGCUGCCGCACAACCUGAACCAAACAUUUCACACCCUGUAGAUGUGCAUUUCAGUGCUGGAAAACGCACAACAUUGAACAGUAACUUUCCAGAGGAGGAUAUGUUCAAUGGUGGCGCUCAACAGGAACCUGUGAAUAUGGAGGAAAUGAUAAAGAGGGAUGCUAAAGAAGAACGCAAUGUUCCUGUUGUGACAGGAGUCCAAAGAUUCAAUGAAGUUAUGCAGACGCCAUUUAAGCUAAAUUUAAGAGAUGAAAAAGGAAAUGACCAUCUGCGGCAUAUUAUUAUAGAUGGCAGUAAUGUGGCUAAGAUACAUGGUCUUCACCGUUUUUUCUCCUGUCGUGGCAUUGCACUGGCUGUACAGUAUUUCUGGGACAGAGGACAUCGAGACAUCACUGUUUUUGUUCCCCAGUGGAGGAUGAAGAAGGAUAGCAAAGCUAAAGAGCAGCACUUCCUGAUUGAGCUGAAUGAUCUUGGGCUUUUGUCAUUUACCCCUUCAAGAACAGUCGAAGGCAAAAGAAUUACAUCUUAUGAUGACAGGUUUAUGCUUCAACUGGCAGAAAGGACUGAUGGCGUAAUAGUCACAAAUGAUUAUCUACGGGAUUUAUCUGCAGAAUCUCAGGCUUGGCAGAAUAUUAUAAAGGACAGGUUGCUGCAGUUUACAUUUGCUGGAGACAUCUUUAUGGUUCCUGAUGACCCUCUAGGGAGAAAUGGACCACCUUUGGACAAGUUCCUUACAAAGAGUUCUUUGCCAAAGGCCAAAUCUAAAGGUCAUUCAUUUGCUGGACGAAGAGCUGUCCAUGCUCAACCCAAACCAUCUUCUCAAACAGAAGUCCUCAACCUUCGAGAUAGAAAACCAGCUGGAUAUAAGGAGAAAGAAGAUAAAAGUAUUCGUUCCCACAUAGACACUGAGCGGCUCAGAAGUGAUCUUUUAAAUAUAUUUCCUUUUCAGGACACGAAAGUGGAUUUUAUACUCCAAAAGGAGCCGUGUCUUAAUGAUAUCAACAAGCUCUCAGAACUCUUAAUAAAUCUCAAGUUCUAAACUACAAGCAAAGAAGAGUCACUGGAAUAUUCUCUAGACACAGAAAUAAACAGGCAUAAGUCUUGAAUGGAAGCCGCUGAGAAGGACUGGCCUGAACUAUUUAUUGAUCUUUAAAAGAUCUUUCACUCUGAUAUUCAGUACAUAGAAUGUAAUGGACUGAGAAUACCUCCAAAAGAGACCAACACUUUUAGGAAAGAAUUUCCUAUUAUGUGAAAAGAGAAAAGAAUAAAAAUAAAUGUACAAGUAAUAAUAGAUGUUUCCAGAAGUCUAAGAAAUAAUAAAUUGGAAUAGUUAACAUCUGGA
Molecule: messenger RNA, 2934 nt
Organism: Hyla sarda
Lineage: Eukaryota; Metazoa; Chordata; Amphibia; Anura; Hylidae
Product: protein KHNYN-like
Exons: 8
Coding region: 112-2631 (839 amino acids)
Cellular component (GO): cytoplasmic ribonucleoprotein granule; nucleus
Molecular function (GO): mRNA binding; RNA endonuclease activity
Source: RefSeq, a predicted model, not a curated record